Molecule: messenger RNA, 212 nt
Organism: Geodia barretti
Lineage: Eukaryota; Metazoa; Porifera; Demospongiae; Tetractinellida; Geodiidae
Source: the annotation of a GenBank genome assembly
GUAAUAUCCCAGUGGACUGCUUCCAAACCUACAGCACCACAUUGUCUACAUGUCCAGGGUUCAGGGUUUUCAUCUUGACCUGGUGUAUGACGUGGUGUUGUCGGGUAAUUGAGUCCUGUCUGGGAUGCAGAGUCUCUGUCCGCUGGUCGAGACGUGGUGUCAACGUGUCGAGGCAACCACGUGCAGCCGUCUGGACGGAGUCGUGUCGAGAA